AUGGCCGACACCACACAACGGCAUCCCAACCUAAACCUCACCGCUGAGGAGAAGCGCGUCUUCUACCAGCUCUUUCAAGCUGCCGACACUACCAAUCUUGGUGUGAUCACUGGCGAGAUCGCUGUUCCCUUCUUUGAGAAGACGCACCUCCCUGGUGGUACCCUCGGAGAGAUCUGGCAGAUUGCGGAUAAAGAGAACAGGGGUCUUCUGACCCCCUCUGGCUUUGGAAUCGUUCUAAGAUUGAUCGGACAUGCUCAAGCUGGACGUACACCAUCUGACGAGCUAGCGCUCCAGCCUGGUCCCCUGCCCCGAUUCGAUGGAAUCUCAGUUGAUACAACGCCCGUGGCGCCGGAGCCAAGUACUGCGAGCCCCCCUCCAGGCGCGACAGGACCUAUCCGUGUCCCUCCAUUGCAGCCUGAUGACGUGAACAAAUUUGUUUCUCUUUUCGAAAAAUCGGAGGUAGUGAAUGGAAUUAUGUCUGGUGACAUUGCCAAACAAAUCUUCGAGCGCGCAAGACUGCCGAACGAGGUUCUAGGCCGGAUAUGGAAUCUUGCAGAUACGAAACAGCGCGGAGCCCUCGAUUCCACGGAAUUCGUGAUCGCAAUGCAUCUUUUGACGUCAUCCAAGUCUGGUGCUUUGCGUGGAAUCCCUCAGACUUUGCCUCCUGGUCUAUACGAUGCUGCGUCUCGCCGAGGCGCUGCCCGGUCUUCCUUUGGUGCUCGCCCUGAGGUCCCGCCUGUGCCUGCAAUUCCUAAGCAAUUUACCGGUCCACAGCGGACAACUAGUCCCAUGAGUCCCGUGAAUAGACCUCAAUUCGGAGGUCAAAUCUCAGCACAGACAACUGGAGGAGAUUGGCUUAUCACUCCACAGGAGAAGGUGCAUUUCGAUGGCAUUUUCGAGACCGUUGACACUGCCAGAGCUGGAAUCAUUUCUGGUGACCAGGCAGUUGCCUUUUUCAUGAAGGCACAACUCCCAGAAGAGGUCCUGGCCCAGAUUUGGGACCUCGCUGACAUUGAUGCUGACGGCCAGUUGACUCGUGAGGAGUUUGCUGUCGCUAUGUAUCUUGUCAGGCUACAGCGGACUGGGAAGGAUCCGAUACCCCAGGUCCUUCCCCCUGCUCUGAUCCCGCCAAACAUGCGCCGACAGGCUCCUGCACCAGCCCAAGUGCCCGCACCUGCACCACCAGCCCCUGCACCACCGGCUCCCUUGCCGCGAUCGGCUGCAGAUGAUCUAUUUGGCCUAGACUCACCACCUGCGCCUGCUCCUGCUCAACCUCAGAUGCCUCAGUCCACAGGUGGCUCUGCUGGGGCAUGGCAUACACCUGCCUCUCCAUCGUCAAGGGCUUCUCCUCCACCGACAUCCAACACAUUCAAGCCUUUUGUCCCGACAUCGUCCUUCGGCCAGACCCUGCAGCCCCAGGUCACAGGCGCGUCAUCUGGAGCACCGAGCGUUGUUCGCUCACCACCGCCUCCCGAUGAUCUCUUGGGUGAUAAUGACCCUGAGGAAACCAACAAACUGACACAGGAGACCACGGAACUUGCGAAUUUGUCCAACCAGAUUGGCUCCCUGUCUAAGGAGAUGCACAAUAUUCAAGAGAAGCGUACAUCUGCUGAGCAAAACAUCACUCAAACCUCGCAGCAGAAGCGCGAUUUCGAGGCACGGCUUGCACAGGCCCGUACUAUGUAUGAACAGGAAGUAGCGAACUUCAAAGCGUUAGAAGACCGGUUGAAGGCCUCCAAGGCCGAAACUGCUAAGUUGCAGCAGGAGUAUGCUCUGAUCGAGGGCAGUCGCGAGGAUUUGGCGAAUCAGUAUACCCAAAUCUCUACAGCGCUGGCAUCUGAUCAACAGGAGAAUGCGAGCCUGAAGGAGAGAAUUCGCCAGGCUAAUGGCGAAGUUGCCCAACUCAAGCCGGCACUUGACAAGGCCCGUUCUGAGGCUCGUCAGCAGAAAGGCCUAGUCGCCAUUAACAAAAAGCAGUUGGCUACGGUUGAGGGGGAACGGGACAAGAUCCAAGGUGAAAUCGAUGAUCUAUCAAAGGAAACACCGGAAUAUACCGAGGACCCAACACCCGUCAGCAGUGCGGCCGAACUCGCUAGCCCUGCUGCUUCUACUACCAGCCAGAACACGAACCCUUUCUUCAGGCGAACUGCGACGGGAAGCUCAAGUGAACGUGCUCGCUCACCUGAAGCUUCCAAUGACCAGCAAAAGGUAUUUGACAGCCUUUUUGGACAGACUAUUGCAACCCCGACCAGUGCUGGCCCGCCGCCUACCUCCUUCCGGUCAGAUUCACCACAGGCGUUUGCUAAGUCGCCUGUUGCGUCUAAUGUCCCAACCCCUUCGGCGUCGCCUGCCCCGGGAUCUUUGCCUGGCGCUUUCCCUGAGCCUCCGCCCCCCACAAUCUCCCGCCAGAUGACCCCCAACAACCUUCCGCUUGCUGAAAGCCAGUCGGUAACAUCAUCUACCGUCGUAUCCCCGCCCGCCAGUCGCUUUGGGGGCCCAGAUACUUCGGGUAUUUAUACACCCUCCCAGGCCACCGCGAGUGAAGUUGGUGCCGCAUCGCUAGCGGAUUCCAGCGAUUAUAGCCGAGAACCAACCGCAGCCGCUGGAGGUACCCCGAUGAGAUCGCCAUUUGAUGAGGUACCACCGGCCACUGAGUUCUCUGCAACUGCGGCUGAACCCUCUACCACUGCUCCAACCGGCGCUGAGAGCGCAGAACAGCCUAAGGAUAUGUCAUUCGACGAACUGUUUGGCAACAAGGCUCAUAAGCGCUCUGAAUCCCAGAAGGAGAACGAUUUUGACGAGGCUUUCGCAUCUAUGAAGCCAGCAGAUGCCACUGGAUCGGUGGGUGGGCCAGCUACUGCUGCUGCUGCAACUGCAGGCUCUGAGUUCCCUCCUAUCGAAGAGUUCCAUGAUGAUGAGGACGAUAGCUCGGACGAUGACGGCCCCUUGGGGUUUGAUGACAACUUCACUCCUGUUUCACCCACUGGUACCAAGAAGGAGCAACGAGUGGACUCUAUUGAUGCUGCUCAGCUUGCUGCUUUCCCUACCCCAGGAACUGUUGCUUCAUCGGGCCAGCCCCCGGCUGCAGAGUCUGAACCCGCUCCUCCCCAGUAUGAAGCUUCUCCAAAUGAAGGCGGCAGCCAUGUACCUCCUGAGUUCAGUGACUUAUUACCUGACCGUGCGGAUCCCACUGCCGCACCCGAUGCGCCUCACUCUGUCGAGACUACCACUGGUGCACCGGUGAUUAACAACGAACCUCAGCUGGAGCAAGCUACCCCUGCCAGUGCCGCAAAGCAAACUGCACCUGACUUUGACGCGGCCUUUGCCGGUCUCAACUUGGCCCCCGCUCAAGAAGCGGAGGAUGAUGACGAUGAGCCUGCUAGUCAAGCCAAGGGUCAGUCAGACUUCGACUUCUCUUUCGAUUCUCCGUCCCAGAAGCAGCACGAAGCCGCAUCAAGCACAGAUGCGGGUCACAACAACUCGUCCGAUUUCUUUUCCUUUGACAAUAAUGUCCACGCGGCGACUGCACAGCCUACUGAUUCUGCCAACGGAGGAGCGUCGAAUUCCUCGGACCCCGACUGGGACAAAAUCUUCGCGCCUCUUGAUAAUUCAAAGCCCGCAGGAGAUGAGAAGGCCAACGGAUUCGAUUCCAAAGAACCUGGCUGGGCCCUUGACAAUGAUACCGGCGAGGAUGAUCUCAUUCUGCAGCGGUUGACUGGUAUGGGGUUCCCUCGGGAAGAUUCCCUGACCGCAUUGGAGAAAUUUGACUAUAAUCUUGACAAGGCGGCCGACUACUUGACCUCCAAGACCUAA
Penicillium angulare is the source of this 3813-nucleotide messenger RNA. RefSeq names its product EF hand domain protein. The record is from RefSeq and is a predicted model, not a curated record. The transcript has 6 exons. Lineage: Eukaryota; Fungi; Ascomycota; Eurotiomycetes; Eurotiales; Aspergillaceae. Gene Ontology annotation, molecular function: calcium ion binding; protein binding. Gene Ontology annotation, cellular component: cytoplasm; plasma membrane. Gene Ontology annotation, biological process: endocytosis; endosomal transport. The coding region runs from base 1 to 3813 and encodes 1270 amino acids.